GAGAGAGAGAGAGAGAGAGAGAGAGAGAGAGAGAGAGAGAGAGAGAGAGAGAGAGAGAGAGAGAGAGAGCUGCAGGUUCUGGAGAGCUGAGAUGUUCCUCUCCGCUGAUUCCCACUGAUUCCUCCUCUCCGCUCCCACUUGGAAGUACGUGCAUCGCCGCCGUUUGGCACCAGAAGUGUCGGCUUGGAUGAGGAAUCGAGGGCGAGCUGUUGCCACUUUUGGCGAGAGGAUUUCUCCCUUUUGAUUUCCUCCUCUGCAUCUGGAUUAUUCUUCAUUAUUCCUCGUCUUUUUUCUCCUCCAGGAGAUGGCAAGUUGUUGCCCGUCAGACGCAGGGACCCGCUGCUGAGAGCUCGCAGGAUGAUGCUGGAUCUGUUACUUUGAGACAACCUGCGGUUCAUUGGACGUAUAAAAACCUCCCCGGACGUUAUUUCUCUCGCCUCGUCGCGUCUUUAUUUUCUUGUUUUUUUAAUUCCCCCCCCUUCGCCUGUCAUGUCUGUGUUGUACCAUCACACACGGAUGCGCGGUGGAUUGCUAUUGUUCCUUCUCACCCAAGUCGUCUCGGUCGCCUCGCUGACACAGACCGAUAAAUGCGGGGGGAAUAUAGAGAUUGACGUCGCGGACUACCUGACCUCCCCGGGCUACCCCGGCGCCUACCCGCCCUCCCAGCAGUGCGUGUGGGUGAUAACUGCCCCUGAUCCGGGUCAGAAGAUCCUCAUCAACUUCAAUCCCCAUUUCGAUCUGGAGGACAGAGACUGCAAGUACGACUUUGUGGAGGUUUACAAUGGCGGCGACGAGCUCUCGCCCAUGUUGGGGAAGUUUUGCGGGAAGAUCGCUCCGUCCCCGAUCGUCUCCAGCGGCAGCCAGCUCCUCAUCAAGUUCGUCUCCGACUACGAGACCCACGGGGCCGGAUUCUCCGUUCGCUACGAGGUCUUCAAGACAGGUCCAGAAUGUUCCAGGAACUUCACGGCUCCCCGGGGCGUCAUCAAGACGCCGGGAUUCCCCGAGAAGUACCCCAACAACCUGGACUGCACCUUCAUGAUCGUCGCCCCCAAGAUGUCGGAGAUCGUGGUGGAGUUCGACAGCUUCGACAUGGAGCCCGACACCACGCCGCCGCCGGGCGCCCUCUGCAGAUACGACUGGCUGGAGAUCUGGGACGGGUUCCCCGCAGUUGGUCCCCACAUCGGCAGAUACUGCGGCCCGACCUCCCCGGGCCGCGUGAUCUCCUACACCGGCAUCCUGUCCAUGACCAUCACCACUGACAACGCCAUCGCCAAGGAGGGCUUCUCCGCCAACUACACCAUCCGCGAGAGGAGCCUCCCCCUGGGACACGAAGACGAGGACUUCGCUUGCAUGGAGCCGCUGGGCAUGGAGUCGGGGGAGGUGUCUUCGGAGCAGAUCAGCGCCUCGUCCCAGUACAACCCCAACUGGUCCCCUGAACGCUCUCGCCUCAACUACCAGGAGAACGGCUGGACGCCCUCGGACGACACCGUCAGGGAGUGGAUCCAGGUGGACUUGGGAUUUCUCCGGUUCAUCACGGCCAUCGGGACGCAGGGAGCCAUCUCAAAAGAGACCAAGAAGCAUUACUUUGUCCGCGCGUACAAAGUGGACCUGAGCUCCAACGGAGAGGACUGGGUCACGGUGAAGGAGGGCUCCAAGCAGAAGAUCUUUCAGGGGAACCUCAACGCGAUGGCCGAGGCUCAAGCUUUUCUUCCCAAACAGACUCUGGCUCGCUACGUCCGCAUCCGCCCCAUGACCUGGGAGCAAGGCAUCUGCAUGCGCUUCGAGGUCUACGGCUGCAGAACGUCAGACUACCCAUGCUCGGGGAUGCUGGGGAUGGUGUCGGGUCAGAUCUCGGACGCACAGAUCAGCGCCUCCUCCUACGCCGACCGCGGCUGGGUAGCUGAGAACUCCCGCUUGUUGACGGGGAGGUCGGGCUGGACCGGGCAGCAAACCAAGCAGCCCUUCAGGAACGAGUGGCUGCAGGUGGAUCUGGGCCAGGACAAGAUGGUGAGCGGCGUUGUGAUCCAGGGAGGGAAACACCGCGACAGGAACGUCUUCAUGAAGAGGUUCAAAGUGGGCGUCAGUGUGGAUGGAGAAGACUGGAACUAUGUGAAGGAGGAAAACACCACCAGGCCAAAGAUUUUCACUGGGAAUCAGAACCACGACACUCCGGAGCUGAGGUCCAUGGGUCCGUUCCUCACACGCUUCGUCAGGAUCUACCCGGAGAGGGCCACCAACGAGGGCCUGGGCCUGCGCCUGGAGCUGCUGGGCUGUGAACUGGAAGAAAUUACCACGACAGCGCCCCCUACCACGCCCAUCGCCUCUACACUUCCCAUGACCACGGUCCCCACCACCAUGGCGCCGACCACCCAUUGGUACUGCAACACCCAUGGCGCGACGGAGGCGCCCGACGACUACGACUCGGCGACAGCAGGAGGCACCGCAGCGGCCGACCCAAUCGUGGACUUCAUGCCAGCGUACGUGUGGUUCGCCUGUAACUUUGAGUUCUCGUCUUUCUGCGGCUGGUCCAGAGAAACGGGAAACGGCGCCGAGUGGCUCAUCCAGACCACCGGCGCUCCUGCCGUCCACAGAGGACCGACACACGACCACAUAGGCAGACCGGGGAACUUCAUCUACAUGCAGCUGAUGGACACAGAGGCGUACAGCAAGACGGGCGAGGACGAGGCGGAAAAGAGGGCGAGGUUGACGAGCCUGCCCAUCACGGCGCCGGACGCCGACCUGUGCAUGUCCUUCUGGUAUCACAUGUCCGGUGACCACGUGGGGGCGCUGCACAUCAGGCAGAGGAAGGAGGCCGAGGGGGAGCAGAUGCUGUGGACGCUCAGGGGACAUCAGGACAAACGCUGGAGGGAGGGACGGGUCCUACUGCCGCACUCCAGCAUCUCGUAUCAGGUGGUGGUGGAGGGUGUUGCAGACAGACACAGCACAGGUCACAUCGCUGUGGACAACAUCCAGAUCAUGGAUGGGCUCAAUGCUGAGGACUGCAAGGAUCCAGAAGCUCCUACGUCUCCACCGACGGACAUCUUCAUCCUACCGAUGGACUCUCUCUCACUGGAGAACAGCGAGCUCGGAGGCCCGGGCAACAUGCUGAAGACCCUGGACCCCAUCCUCAUCACCAUCAUCGCCAUGUCGGCACUGGGCGUCUUCCUGGGCGCCAUCUGCGGCGUGGUGCUCUACUGCGCCUGCUCGCAGGGCAGCAUGACGGACAGGAACUUAUCCGCCCUGGAGAACUAUAACUUUGAGCUGGUGGACGGCGUGAAGCUAAAGAAGGACAAGAUGAACGGACAGACUAACUACUCAGAGGCGUGAGGGCGGGGACGAGAGACGGAGCCGAGGAUGCUCCGCGUGGACACAUGAUGCAGCCAAUCAAGCGAGAGGAACCUGGGGGCCCGAGGCCUCCAACGGGACAGCAGGGUGGGCUGAGAGGGAGCCGAUGUAAUUUUAUUUCUCAGGAGCGGCGGUGGAAGGGACCGACCUGUAGGGGGCACUGUGUAUAAAGAAUCUGUACAGCAAAAAAAAAGAAGAAGAAGAAGAAAAAGACAACUAAGGAUUCUAUUUGUUUUUUCUCGACGUGCUUUGUUGAUUUAUCGUCAUCACUUGCUGGUGUUGAGACCGACGCAGACGAAAGAAUCGUUUGUGUACUUUUAUGGAAAGAAAAUAUCUGUUUGUUUAUUUGUUUUGUUUUCAGACGUCAUCGUUUGAACAGGGCAGAGUGUGUGUGUGUGUGUGUGUGUGUGUGUGUGUGUGUGUGUGUGUGUGGUCAUUACACUCAUUUUUAUCUAUAUCCAUGAACACAUAUUUCUCUCGCUCCCUCUGUGUGUGUGUGUGUGUAUGUGAGAACAUGCAUGUGUGUGUGUGUGUGUGUGAGUGCGUGCGUGCAUGCAUGCAAUUGUGUGUGAGGUCAUUACACUCAUGUUUAUCUGUAUCCAUGAACAUAUAUUUCUCUCUCUCCGUGUGUGUGUGUGUGUGUGUGUGUGCGUGUGCGUGUGCGUGUGCGUGCACGGCGGGUACCAUCCUGACCCGUUGACCCGUGUCUAGUUCCAACAGUGCCUUUUAUUUCCUCCAGUUUUUCCGUUGCCUUGUUUUCUCAUCAGCUGGUUCUGUCCGGGGUUCCCACACAAACAUGCGGGAAAAAAAGUCCAGAGAAUGAAUUCUGAACUUUUUCCAGAUUGUGAUCAUCACACUUCAGUGUCUUCAGUGUCGUCGCUCGUGCUGGAGUCGAUCUGCAGAUCCUCUUUGCUCGACGGCUACAGACUCAAAUGUUCAAAUCCAAGUUAACAGUUACGUUUUCAGAAGAUGUGUAGGAGCCCUGAACGCCUCGUUUUCAUGGCACACGACACAUCCAACAUAUUGUACAUAGGUUUUAAUAUAUUUGAGCGCCCCUCUUUUUUUUAUAUAUAUAUAUAUAUAUAGAAAAAGACACCAGUGCCGCAGUAUCCUUUCCACGUUGAAAUCAAACUCAACUUCAUCUUCAAAAUUCAGAAAAUGUACAAAAAAGUCCUGAUUUGAACAGACAGAGACAGAAUCCUGUCGUUUGUGUUUGUUUUGAAAAUGUGAUCAAGUCGUGAGUUUUGUUGCUGUGUCCUGGGAACAAGACGUUUUUUUAACAAUGAGGAAACAAGGAUUUAUGAUUGUUGAGGAAGGCCUCGUGGGAAGUGAUGCUUUGUGUACAGGGUAAAACGGACAAACUGGGAGAGGGAUCGUUGGACUGAAAUGUAAAAUACGUUUCUCACUGACAAACAAAAUGACUGUUGAACGUUUGGCCUGAAACGUGUCCAGAGUCAGAAAGACUUCACCAGAGAGGAAGUGGAAGGCUCUGACCCAGAAUCAACGUUUGCUGUGACAAUGCUGUGUGUGUCUGUGUCUCCAGUGCUGACUAUCAGAGGAAGGAUUUAUACAUGAACUUUUAUCAGAGUCACCCGGCGACAACAACGAUCAUCACGUCCUGGAAACGACAAACAGAAUCAAGUCUCGUUUUUUAGAACCAAGAUGAGUUCAUCAGAGCAGAGCAGAGACCCAACGGGGAAAACCCAGUAAACCAUUCAAUUCAAAUACAAAUUUUUAUUUCUUUUCAUUGUUUAAAACAGGUGAAAGUCGGAUUUGCAGUUAAAAUACUGUGGUUUGAUUCUUUCCUGUUUGUGUUACUCACUGGGAACGACCCAGACCAGUGUCCAUCUCACGGCAGAAAAGAGGUUAAAACCAACUUCUUCUAUAAAUUCUGUUUCUUUUCAUCAUUUACAACCGGUUGUAAAAAUGUAAUUUGCCGUUAAAAACACUGGUUUGUUUCUUUUGCUUUUUACCUGAAGGAAUCUGCUUCAUAAACUCCACUCAUCUGACUUUAAUCUGCAUUUUAAAUCCGGGAGCAUGUUGGUAACUGUCAACAUUUCAGAAUGGUGCAAAAGGGUUUUAUUCACCGUGUCCUCUUGAAAAUUGGAUUUUAUAAACAUGCAGGUUUUUCUUUGCUCCAUCAUCAGCGUCUCCUUUGAAAAGUAUUAAGUUAACGGUCAAUAUGGCAAAAGGCAGAAAAUCUAAUUAAACUGACUUGUUCUUACUUUAAAUUGUUCAGUGAACGUUGGUUUUAAAAAACUAAAAACAAUAACCUUUGUGUUAAUAUUCCUGCUUUGUUCUGUUUUAGCUUCCAUCAAACGUUUCAUGUUCACACUGCACGUCACAGGUUUAACAAGUUGUGAGUUGUUUCUGCACACGAACCUGUUUUCAAACAACACGACUCAAAAUGUGAAGCGAGACUGUGGCCCAGCGGUUCGUUUAGAAUUGAUUCUCGGGCCCAUUUUUAAGGUUUUUCUGUUUUGCCGUAAAAAGGAAACUUCCUCAGUUGAUUGAUUUGAAUCAGAUCCUCGUCUGGUUUCAGUAAACGAACACGUCACAUCAAACGAAGCUGCUCUGGCUGUUGAGAGGCUCCUGAUUCUCACCGGUUCAGUCCUCUUCUUUGUGUUUUUGAGUCUGACGGGAACUUGUGUGUGUGUGUGUGUGAGUCGGUCACGUGUUGAUAAAACUCUUCCUCCUGAGCAAGAAAGGAUUCUGCAGCACUCGACGUGAAAACAAAUGUUGCACUGAUAUAUUUAAAAAAAAUCUAUGUGUUUAUGAUGUUGAUUUAAAAAGAGAGAAGGAAGGUAGAAGAGUGUUAUUGUUGCUUCUUUCUAACAGUUUCAGAUGACAGUGUUAUGAUUCUGAAAUGUACAAUUUACAGAGAUGUUUUUCAUUCUGGAAAAAGCUUAUAUCGUCUCUUUGAAACGUAACAAUUUUAUUUACCUGGUAUAAUAUCACUUUGUCUUUUUGUACCGUCACUGAUGUACGUGCCAUUGUUUUUUAUUUUCAUUUCAUUUUUUUCCCCCCUUGUAUGACAAGAAAAAAAGGUUUUAUUUUCAAUACUGCUUCUGUAAUUUUUUGCUGUCUCAGAUCCAGAAAAAAAACAAGAAAGGAAAUAAGAAAGUUUAAAAAAAGAUAAUUAUGGGGACAAAGUGAGGCCUUAAGUGACUAAAAGUAUUGUUUGUACUUUGACUUUCUGGUCAGCACCCACACUCAUCCGUCCCUGUCGUCUCAGACUCUCAUCAUUGACUAUUACAUUCCAAAGAAUUGGAUCAAAUAAAUGUUUUAAAUAAAA
Molecule: messenger RNA, 6640 nt
Organism: Hippoglossus stenolepis (Pacific halibut)
Lineage: Eukaryota; Metazoa; Chordata; Actinopteri; Pleuronectiformes; Pleuronectidae
Product: neuropilin-1a
Exons: 18
Coding region: 490-3327 (945 amino acids)
Biological process (GO): angiogenesis; vascular endothelial growth factor signaling pathway; axon guidance
Cellular component (GO): membrane
Molecular function (GO): vascular endothelial growth factor receptor activity; semaphorin receptor activity
Source: RefSeq, a predicted model, not a curated record